Molecule: messenger RNA, 5923 nt
Organism: Biomphalaria glabrata
Lineage: Eukaryota; Metazoa; Mollusca; Gastropoda; Planorbidae
Exons: 5
Coding region: 1024-1662 (212 amino acids)
Source: RefSeq, a predicted model, not a curated record
CUUUCACUCCCUCUUCCUCUUAUGCCCCAUUCCCAGUCUCUCUCUCUAUUUCUGUUUUUUUCUCUUCUCAUCUCUCUCUGUCCUUUUUCCUCUCUCACUUUGCCUCCCUCUUUCUUAUACUCCUUCUCCCUCUUUCUCCUUUAACAUCUCCCUCUCUCUUUUUCUCUCCCUUUCUCUCGCCCCCUCUUCCUUUUCUUUUUUUUUUCUUUUUUCUCAUUAUGAAUAUACAUCUCUCACUCCCCAAACAUGGUCUGUCACUCCUACACACACACUCGCUCUCACAUACGCAUUCGCUCACGCACACACACAUCAUCGCUCACAAAAACACACUAGCUCACACACACUCGCGCUCAUGCACAUGUAUGUCCUCACCCAAUCCUGAAUUCCCCAUGUAAUUGUCCUACCUUGAAGACUUCAGACUCAAGGCACGCCAUCUCGAAGACAACAACGACGACAAUCGAUAAUUUGAGUUCACUCUCUUCGCAAGCCCACCUCUCUCUCUCUCUUUCUCUCCACCAACUUCUCCUCCCUCUCUUCUUCUCUUCCUCCCUGGCCUCAUCUCUCUUCCGCUCUCUAUCUCUCUCCCUCCUCACCGUUAUGUCAGUCUCAUCUCUCUGCUCACACGACAAAAGGGGCCAGAGAAAACCAGUGACACUCGGGCUGUCAGUGAUCUAGUGACAUGACAAUUUAGUUGCCUGACUAAGACAGAGACCGAGAGACAAUACAAGGACAGAAAGACGCCAAAAGGGAAGAAGAAACCCAAUGCUUUCAAUGAAAUGAAGGCCGAUGCUUUGGGUGUUCCGCUAUGCUAAAACUUUAUCGCCUAUGAGCCAAUGUUUCAUUUUGUGUACAGCUAUUAGCUGCAGUUUUGUGCGUGUGACAUUGUGACAGUUGAUGGUGUAGAUGUGACAGUGACACUGCUUGAUAUCACAUGAUUGUCAGGACACAUUUCAUAUACACUUUAAUCUAAAAGAUCCUUGUUACAUUGUUCCAGGUAAUCUUUGGCAAUAUUCUUUUGAAGUUAUGGCUGGGGACUGUGUCACCGGGACUGAGUGUACAGCUAACAGCAAUACAACAGCAGCUGCUACCAGCACAGAUGGGCUGCCGUACUUAAUUCUGAUCAUCACUCUGGUCCUGUGCUCUAUCCUUCUGGCGACAAUUGCACUGAUCAUCAUAGUCGUAGUUACCAGAUACAGGAGAAAGAGACUGGACUCUAUAGAAGAGACAGCAAUCAGCUAUGAUGAUCUGGCGAAACCUGGACUGACCGCGAUGGAGGUCCAGCCAGAUAUGAGGACACUGGAACCACGCGGUGACCCAAGGGCGUACAUGCCCUACGCACCCCUCCCGGCAAGACGAUUCGGCCCACAGAACCAGUUUGACGACAAGCGGCGGCUCAUCCCUGUACCGGAAGAGGAAGGCAGCGCUGACGAAGGGAGACAAUCUCAGGAGGACCUCUUCAACUUCCCUUCCUUCGACUACGGCAGCGGUGGCAACUUGGCGGACAACGGCUUGGGGGACGGUAACCUCGGCGACGCCGAUGGCGAAGGGGAGUGCGACGGAGACUCGGAGCAGGCGCUGGCUUCAGCGUCCUCUCUACGCCACAUGCGCCAGCCUGGGUACAUGAAAGGGAAACAGAGGAGCCACUCCAAUUCGGGAACCUGAAGGCGGCGUCGAAGCAUAUGAUUGCAGAAAACAAAAACAACAAUAUUCAGAAAACUCUCUACCACAUUAUCCCGUUGUUUCUCUGUAUUAUAUAAAUAAAAAUACGACAUGUGUGUGUGUAUGCGUGUGUGUGCAUGUAAGCCGAAACAUCAACCAAAUCACAUCCUCUUCCCAAAUUGAUAUUUCCUAUUAUUAUACAUAUACGUUUUUAAACACUUGAACUUUGAUGACCGAAAGUAGCCCGCGUGCCAUAGUUUGUAAACCACUGCCCCAAACCAAAGUCAAGAGUAAUUUGUAAAUAAUUGAAUUAUGAUAUCUACAGGAAUCAACUUUUUAAAAAUAUUUAUUAACGAUUUGUCUGGCAUAAUAUUUAAAUCGAGAUCUUGUUUUAACCCAUUCUAUGUGAGUGUAGAGCUAUGUACGGAUACAGUUUAUGAUAUAGAUAAUUCUACCGUAACUCUGAUAGAUCUAGAUACACGCGUUGGACGUAAUCAUCUUCUUCUGUAAAGUCUGUAUUUUAUAAGAUAAGAUUUAUAAGAUAGUAUUGUUCUGAGGGACCACAGUCAGAGAUGAGAUGAUGUACAGCCGUGUUUCCCAAACUGGGGCACGCGUACCCCCAGGGGUACGGGAAGACUUUUGAGAGGGGUACGCGUUGCACCUUAUUAACUAUGCUGAUUUUUUUAAAAUAUUCAUUUAUCAUCGUUUGUCAAUUAAUAAAAUGGGGUGGGAGGGUGCAAAGGGUAUUCAGCAUUACAAAAAUUAUUAAAAAGGUACACAUUGGUCAAAAGUUUGGAAAACAAUGGUGUAAAACCUUUUUUUUGUUACAAAUAAGUUUGUUCGCUUGUUAUUGAGAUCGUCUGUUCAACUGUUACCAAAUCCCACGAGUAACUUCCCUUAUCCACUUCUGUACGUAUUGUUAAUGUAUUGAUAUGUUUGUUUUUUCCCGCCCUUUUUGUUUCUGGGUCGCUCACCAAUAGCUAUCUCAUGACACCACAAAUACUUUUUCAGAGGAUGGAAUACUUUAUUGGAUUUGUUAUUGUUUGAAUCGCAUGCCAUUGACAAGUUAUAUUAAGAUGGCUGGUGUAAUUAUAUUCUUUUCUUUUCUUUUUGUACCUCAAUUUUUUUCUCCUUUAUUCUCUCUCUCUCUCUCUUUUCUUCCUCUCUUCUUCUCUUUUUUAAUCUUUUUUCUCUUUCUCUCAAUUCCCCCCCCUCUCUCUCUCUCUUUCACUUUCUCACUCUUUCGCAUUUAAUCUCUUUUGCUCUUCUUACCCCUCUAUUAUCCCUCUUACACUCAUUCUUGCUUUCUCUCUUUUAGCUUUUUCUCUUACUCACUCUUUCUCUCUCUAUCUCACAAUUACAAAAAAUGUUUUUCGGGUCAAUGUAUUUUCAAGUAACCUCUAAAAUAUGUAUGUCCUAAAUGGGAAGAACCUAAAAAAAUAUUUUGGUUUAAAAUUCAUUUCAAUUAAUUCAAAUUAGGCUUCUAUAUUUUAUUCAAACAUUUGUGUAAAAAGAUUCCACAAUUCUUAGUGGUCAAGUGUAGAGCUUAAAGAUUCUUAAUUAUCAGCAGAUUUGUAAGUUUUUUAAUGUGAAUUAAAAGACUUGAAAGGACAGAUGCCUAAUUCAAUAUUAUAAGAAUAAAGUUUAGUUUCAAAGAUGCUUAUUAACUAUUUGGAGACCUUAUCGGUAGCCUGUGCACCAAAGACGCUUGCCUAAUUACUCGUUAAAAUGGUUCGCUUUGUAUAGUUAUUGUAGAGUCGAAAUAAACUAAUUUGUUUACAUUGAAAUGACCUCGUAAAACUUAUUGAAUGUUUAUCUAAGCUUAAGUCAAAACUUUAUUCAAAAUGAAUUUAGUGACUUUAUCUGCACAUGUAAUAGAAAUAAAUUAUAAAUUUAUGCUAUCUCAUAAACCACAUCUGAAAAGUUUAAAAGUCAAAGGGAGGACACCGAGACUAUUGGCAUGUUAAACAUUUUCAUUAUUUGUUCCCCUUUGAUAUUUUCACAACUAUUAUAUUAUGUAAUAUAUGUGAACAAAAGUAUUUUACAUAUUUUUCUAAUGUAUAAAAAAAAUGUAAGAUAUUUAUUGUUUGUCACCAUAGACAGAAACAUAUGCUUUACAGAUUUAAAAAUUUGGUAGUCCCUCAUUUAAAUAUUUAAAUAUUAAUAGUGAUUGAUAUUUGAUAGUGAAACACAGCACAACUGUUUAAAAUUAUUUAUAACAGAUAACAAUAACUACAUCAAUGUCAAUACAUAUUUUAAAUUUUAUUUUUUCUAAUGACCAAAGUCCGUCCAUACCGGAUGUAGACAAUGAGAAGCUUUUAAUUCUUAUCAAUAUUUUAAAUUUAAUUUAUGAGGAAAGCGUAAAAUAAAAUGACUGAACCUCAACAUCACAUCAAAUCUAUAUAUAUAAUUCUCUUCUUCCCUCAACAGUUUAAACGAGUAGUAAGGAGUAAAGGAAAGAUCACUCUGCGGAUAGUCCACUAGAAAACAAGAGAGGGGAGGGGGGAGAACACGUAGUCACAACAUAACAGGGCAGGACCGUUGCAAUAGCACUCUUUUUUUUUUAUUUAUUUCUACCUCACGUUAAAAAAAAGGGGGGGGGGAGUAAACUUCUUUGUAGUAACUAUCGAGGCGACAGAGCACGCUCAAGAGUUUGGACACAAUGGAAAGAUCACUCUUUUAUUUUUGCAACUCGGACGGAGGGAGUUAUGCUAGGUAAUUUAAGAGUGAACAAAAAAAAAAAAACAAUUUUCGUCUGUAUAUUUCAGGAGAUUGGUAUAAGUUUUCAAAAGAUUUUAAUAAUUUCCGGAUAUUUCCAGGACUUUUUCGUAUAUUUUGCAAUUUCGGGAGAUUUCCACGACCUCCUGUUAAAUCGACAGGAGGCCGCUGGAAAUCUGUUAUAAGUUAUAAAAUGGUUUAAUUUAAUAAUUUAUACAUCUAAAAUUAGCGCGGGUCCCAUAAAAGUGCUGGGCCCACUGCGGUCGCUUAGGUUGCAGUGGCCUAAGGUUGGCCAUGCAAAAUAGCAGCGUAUGCUAUCUCGCCGGUCGACUAGUAACAUCUUAAUUCUCUAGAUGAAAUCCUAUAGCGUUAUAAAAAUAUUGUGCGCUCGAUCGUUCAUUGUCGCGUAGUGCUAUUCAAGCAUUGAAAAUAUCAAGGGAUUACUUUUUGUUUUUAGGUCAGUCACUUUUAACUUUGAAUAGAAUAGAGUCUCAGUUUAGAUAUAAACGUGUCGUUCUAGUGGAAGCUAAUUUUCAUGACAUUAUCUCUUAAUAGCUUUCGAACUCUUGUUAUGUAGAAAUUGGGUGGGGGAACACGGAUUCUGAAAAGGGUUCUUACGACUUUCAUGGAAAUUUGACAGUUUAUGUGUAAAUUUAUUGGGCGGGGGGGGGGGAAGGAAUUAGUAGCUAAUUGGCCUCACAGUAAAGACUUUAGUUUGACCGUUAUAAUUUUUUUCAAAUUAUAAUCAUCUUAAAAUUACAUUUGGCUGAACAUUGCUCAGUGGGAAUUUCCGCAAUCACCUCAAAUGUUUCAUUGAUUUAAUAAAAAGUUAAAUGAAAAAAAAAAUAGGCUUGCGUUUUGAAUUCCGUCUUAUGUAGAAAUGAGCUGUUAAAGAACUUGAUUGGACUAGGUCACUGGAAAUACUUGUGUAAUAUUGAAGCAUUAUAAGAAAGACAUAUAAUGUGAAGUUAUAGGCCACUACCAGCUCCGAAAAUAAGGAAAAUAAUUUAUUUUUUUUAAAUGUUCGUCUCUUGUUUUUGCAUAAGCUAAAGCUAAAGUCAGUGAAGCUUCUGAAUGUCGAAAAUUUGCGAUUUGUUACAAAUUACAUAUGACUAGCUUUCUCUCUCUCUCUCUCUCUCUCUCUCUCUCCCCUCUCUCUCUCUCUCUCUAUUUGUCUAUAUAGGUCUAUGUUAUAUUAAUUUACAACUUUUUUUUUAAAGGAAAAGAAAGAUGCGAUAUUUGUAAAGUUUUAAUUCCUAAUUUCUCCUCUGUAUUUCAAAUGUUAUUUACAUUUCUGUCAUGUCAAAAGAAUUGAUGACACUAUUAUUGUCCUAUUGUACAUAAAUGACGUAGAUGUACUGAUGUAUUCAUCAAUUGAUGUCAUGUCAUUGUUUUUAUUGUUAUCGUAAUACAACACAGUGCCACUCCAUGUCGCCUAUGUCCCUGCACUGCUUUCGAAACACAAGAUGGCGUACAGCUGACAUCAUUUCCUCGACUCGCCUUCAAAAAGCUUCAGGCGCUUAAAACCAAAACCAAAAUUUAAAAA